CAUCGGCCUCUUCCACACGCUCACACACGAUCUUUGGGAAUUGGGGUGUAGUUCUCUGCAAAGUACUUUUUCUACCGGAGAAUGGAUGAUAUAGCUAAACUAUUUGAAGAUCGUACGCUUAAUACAACCAUGGCUGCUCGGAAGCAACUCACGAAGGUUUGAAUUUGAUUGAUGUAUAUGAGUGUGUUUUGAUGUUUUAGAACUUUUAAUUUUGCGCUGUUCCCGAUUGGAUAUUUAGGAAAUUUUGUUUAUGUACACGUUUGAAAUCAGUAAUCGUCAGUUUUCAUUCAUAAAUCGUUUAGUUGAUUAGUGGGAAUUUGAAAUUUAAGGGUUUAAAACAUUUGGGGUUCUUUUUGGGACUAAGAUAUGCAAUCUCGAAGACAUGAAGAUUUCGCUUGUCAAUCUUCUUAUGGCCGGAUCCGUCGAAACACUGAUCUCGAUCCAGAUAGUUACUUAAUGAUGUCACCUCACUCGAAGGGGAGUUGGAGCCCCCGCAGAAUGGAAGGUCCUCCAUACUCCGGACGGGUGUUGGGUGGUCAUCGGAGUGCUUCCCUGGAGAGGAGGAGGCUUGUGGAUGACGGUGGUAGAAGAAUCCGUUCUAGGUCACCGCCUUAUAUGGAGGCCAAAAGAGGACGCCCUUUUUACAGUGACGAUUGGGUUAUGGAUAGAGAUUUGCCGACUCCAGAACGACGUUCACGAUAUGAGUUCUUCAAUCACAUGGAUAUGAAAUAUGAUGACGUUGAGUCUCCUACGAGGAACGAGUUUGGUUAUGGCCGUGAUUCCUCCAGAACAGCGAUAAUAGACAAUAAGUUUGAAGGUAGGAGGCUAGAUAGUGGGAUACGAGAAAUGGGGAGUCAGAAAUCAGCAGUUAUGGGAAUGUACAGGUCCACAGGAGAUGUAGGACCCACCUCCACAACUGAAAGCGUUAGGGAUCUCCCAUCGGCAUCACUGAACAUUGGUUUAGGUCAGCCCGGAAAAGAAAGAGUUCGGUACCCUGACGCCCAAGGCUCAUAUUUAUUCGAUAAAUACACAGCUAUGAAACAAUAUGGGGAUGGGGAAAAGAAUAUGGUUCAUCCAAGGGAUGCUCCUUAUUCCAAUUUGACAGCAUCUAGGUCGAAGGAAUCUAUCGGUGCAUCUCAUUUCAAGGAUUAUGCAAGAACAUCUCCACGAAAGUCAAGGGUUGAUCAUUUAGGCUAUCGAGGUGGUAUACCUGUGCAUCGAGACAACCACAACCAUCCAUUGAACCCUGCGGACAUACCAGACCCUCUGUCUCACUCCAGAUAUGAACAAAGGCAGCGCUUGGACCUUGGCAGAGACCCUGACCUCAACAUCAAUGAGGACAUGGCUCGAUACCGGCGGGAGACAUUUAGUUCCCCGAGAACUGGGCAUCUUGAUUCUUUGUGUCUUCAACCACGAAUGCGUGAAAGAGUGGACUAUUUAUAUCCAUCUGAUGACGUAUAUGAAAAGAUGAAUUUGAGUGAGAGGGUGGACUACAAUGAUAGAGAUAUGUUGCAAUCAAAUUUGCUGAACCAUGCUACACAGCGAGCAGAAACUUCUGAUUUUGCUUGCAGGAAUAUGAGCAGUAGAAGUUCAUUGGACCAUCUUUCUUUAGAGAAGCUAACAGCCACAAAUAAUAUUGGUUUCAGCAGAUCACCAGCUGAAAAAAGAGAAAGUGUGCAGUAUCUGGAUACUGCUAGUGUUCAUUCGCGGCUUGGGAGGAAAAUUUCAGGAGAACAGGAAAUGCCAUACACGGGUAUGGUACAAGAUCGUGAAAUAGAACAUAUCAGGGUAGAUCAUGGUUACAAACGAGAUGUAGGUACAGGAUCUCAGAAGGAAAGAAUGAGAAGUUCGCCUGGAGUUUUAUACGACACAGAACGGCUUAGACUUCUUGAAAGAACACAUAAGAGGGAAGGGCAUGAUCUUCCCCCAUAUGACUCAUCCAGUAGGUUUCUGAAGAGGAAAUACUCGAUGGACGACGAAGAAAAUAGGAUUACUUCUAGAACUAUCACGAGUAGAUUGAAUACUGUCACUAGAAGACAAGAUCGUGAAUUUAGCGAUGAGGAGUGGAUAGAUCAAGAUGCCAGGGGUUCAUACCUUGCUAAAAGAAGGGAUCAAACCCAUGGGUUCAGUAGAAGGGUAGACAAGGCUUAUGAUGAAGCAGAUGAAGAAUGGUUCUCAUCUCAUCCUGAGGAACGCAUGCAUGAUCAUCGUAUGAAAUCGUAUAAAUACGAUGAUAAAUAUGCAAAAGGUUAUUCCAGAUCUGGUUCUCGGGGUGGGUAUAGUUCAAACUAUUCAAAUAAAAAAUAUCAAGUUUCCAAAUGGAAGAAUGUGUCUAUAAGAAGUGAAAAUGACAAAGAGGUUGACAUGUACCCAGGUGAACACGAGCAGUAUGAAAGUUUGGCAAGUGGUGUGAAAUCAGAACCACAUGAAGGCUCUGAGGAGUUCAAGCAGCUGGUACAUGAUUUUUUCUUAUCUUUCACCAAAAAGUUGAAUGAUACCCCAGGUGUGCGAAGAAGAUACAUGGAGCAAGGGCGGGCAGGUAGCUUGUUCUGCGUCGUAUGUGGCAGAAGGUCUCUGCAAAUACGUGUUCGAAGGAUACUUUUGAGCUAAUAUGGCUGUCUGUGGUGUGUAGUUCAAUGAGGAAGGUGAAUGGGUUAAUAGGAGUAAGUUUCUUUUACACCUGAAGUCAACAGCUUUGCUCAUUUGGACUUGCUCUAGAUGGGUGACUCUGCACUUGGUUUAAAUUGACUGCUCUUUGCAGUAGCUUUGGAGCAUAUACAUAAACAUUCAUGAGAGAUGCUAGCUAUACGAGGUGGCGACUAUGCUUAAAUUGGAGUAUUUAUCUUUCAGUUGAUGGAAUUGUCAGCUUUUGUAAAGCUUGGGCAGUACCUGCCACAAUCACACUUUGCUGCAAGAAAAACAGGGUUGGUAAGAACUCCCAAUUAAAUUACAAUGUCUAGCUCUUGGAGCCUUCACAUACCAAGUUCUUCUGGGAUGAUAAGAAGGAGGGUAGGCCUGCCCUAUCUAUAGAUGAUAKAUAUAUCUCACUUUCUUCAAUCAAUCAUGCCAGAUUGAGGAAAACUUAACAAGGGCCCUACCAGAGGAGCAAUGUGUAAAUUGUGAUAGGCCUGAACCAUUUACCUUGGAUAUGUCUUUUUAUAGAUUCUAGCUAUUGCAGUAACAUAUCGACAAGUGAAGAGAAGCUAUUCUACUAGCAGGAGGAAAAUUCUCUUUGUUUUGAUGAGUUGUGAUAUAGUUGAGAUAUAUAAUCUCCUUAUCAUGUACACACACAGAGAGCAAGAGAGGAGAAUUUCUGCCACAGAGAUAGGUGAAUAGCCAGUCUAAUUCAUCUGGAAUAUGGCAUAAAUGUGUGUGUGAGAGAGAGAGAGGCCAAUAUUACACGAGUAUUGUGGACAGAAAUUUGAGAGAUAAGGAGUGAGGAAGGGAGUGUUUGCUGUGUUCAUUUAAUCCAAAUCAUGUGCUAUUUUGUCAUUAUCUUGUUCUCUCCCUGGAAAGACAAACAUGGUAAGUAGAAGAGAGCUCCAUAUUCUUUGACCCAAAUUAUACAUUGAAACCUAAGAUAUAUGGAAAGAAUAAUUUACGAUCCAUUUGUCCUGUACAAUAGAAUUUUACUGUUGACCAUCUCCCUUAAAAUGUCCAUACAACAUUCUCAUGCAAUUGUGAUGUUAUUAAGGGACCUGAAAUUUGAGAAGAAGCCCUCUGAUUAGUGUUUGCUGCCUCUGGUUUCUGUUCUGGCAAAAGGUAAAAAAAGCAUGUUUUCAAUCCUAAUUGAGAUGCUUGUAGCUGUUAUUGUUUGAGUGUAGCUGUUAAUGUUCUUGCCAUGUUCUUGUUAUAGUGGUACGACGUUGACAUUUAUGCUCUUCCUGAGUUCUAAUAUUGCUUAUUUGUCAUUUUUUUAUACCA
Molecule: messenger RNA, 3924 nt
Organism: Cynara cardunculus var. scolymus (artichoke)
Lineage: Eukaryota; Viridiplantae; Streptophyta; Magnoliopsida; Asterales; Asteraceae
Exons: 2
Coding region: 367-2610 (747 amino acids)
Biological process (GO): regulatory ncRNA-mediated gene silencing
Source: RefSeq, a predicted model, not a curated record